AUGAUUGGGGAAAACCCCCAGGGUCGUGCAGAAACAACCAACGCAAGCCGUGUUUUCCCUCCUCUCUAUGUCUCCACCGGGGACGUAUCCAUUGAUAGGCUCGCCUUUUUCCACAUAUUGGAAAGACUGAAGACUCAGAAACGGACUGGAUGGGUCGACCACAAGGUUCCUGCCCCAGAAAGCAUUUCCGAUCAUAUGUAUAGAAUGGCAAUGCUUGCAAUGUGCACAUCCGAUGCUCGUCUUGACUCGUCAAAAUGUGUGAUGAUGUGUCUUGUCCACGAUCUCGCUGAAGCACAGGUAGGUGAUAUCGCACCGCGUGAAGGCAUGCCAAAGGCUGAAAAGAGACGCUUGGAAGCGGAAGCGAUGCACAACUUCGUUCAUGAUAUGCUUCACAACAGCGCUGCCGCUCAGCGCAUAGAAGCUCUCUGGAAGGAAUACGAAGACGGCGAGAGUGAUGAAGCCCGCUUUGUCAAAGAUCUUGACAGAUUCGAGAUGGCUUCACAAGCGUCAGAAUACGAGAGGAAGCAUUCUAUGCAAUUACAGCCCUUCCUCGAUACUAGUCUUCCGUUCGUCCAACAUCCCGAAGUGACAAGAUGGGGACAAGAUCUUAUUGCCGAACGAGAGAGGAUGCGUUAA
This is a messenger RNA of Sparassis crispa, 636 nucleotides long. Its product is annotated as HD domain-containing protein. Gene Ontology annotation, cellular component: cytoplasm. Lineage: Eukaryota; Fungi; Basidiomycota; Agaricomycetes; Polyporales; Sparassidaceae. Gene Ontology annotation, molecular function: 5'-deoxynucleotidase activity. The transcript is spliced from 10 exons. Bases 1 to 636 code for a protein of 211 amino acids. The record is from RefSeq and is a predicted model, not a curated record.